This is a messenger RNA of Hippocampus comes (tiger tail seahorse), 2466 nucleotides long. It is a transcript of the gene bcl7a, whose product is annotated as BAF chromatin remodeling complex subunit BCL7A. The coding region runs from base 115 to 687 and encodes 190 amino acids. The transcript has 6 exons. NCBI's taxonomy places the organism in Eukaryota, Metazoa, Chordata, Actinopteri, Syngnathiformes, Syngnathidae. The record is from RefSeq and is a predicted model, not a curated record.
CGCAUGCGCACAGUGCCCUGCUCUCUCCACUGUUUGCAUUGUGUCUGAACGGAACAGAGCCGGACCGGCGAGCCCGUCCUUCGAAUAUAUACCCCCCCUCCCCUUAACGCUGCAAUGUCGGGCAGGUCGGUCCGAGCGGAGACCCGGAGCAGGGCCAAGGAUGACAUCAAGCGAGUUAUGGCCGCUAUCGAGAAAGUACGAAAAUGGGAGAAGAAAUGGGUGACUGUGGGAGACACGUCCCUUCGUAUCUACAAAUGGGUGCCGGUGACGGAGCCCAAGUCGGAUGACAAAAACAAGAACAAGAAGAAGGGCAAGGAUGAGAAAUACGGUUCCGAGUUGACCACCCCCGAGAACAGCUCCUCUCCCGGCAUGAUGGACAUGCACGAUGACAACAGCAACCAGAGCUCCAUCGCUGACUCUUCGCCCGUCAAACAAGAAACAAGUUGUAGCACCAGCCCAGCACCAGAGUCUGCCGGAGCUUCUCAACGCGACAAUAGCGACAUCAAGACCGAGCAAAGUCCAGACGCUAAGAGGGGUAAGAACGCGGCGUCGGCGGAAGCGUCUGAGCGAAGCGCAAAGCGGGACCCCGAAAAAGACUCCAACGGCAAAGCCACUCAGGAUGUGGACCAAGAGGCCCCGCCCACAAAGAAGUGCAAAGUGGAGUCUCAGGACUUUGAGGAGAGUUAGUUUCCUCGAUGCCUCCCCCUCCAUUAACUCUAUUAGGGCUAAUGGACUCCCACAGACACCCCCCCCCCCCCUGUCCCAAAGGGGGAAUCGACCCACCCCCUCCCCACCUCAUCCUCCUUCUGUACACCACGGAUGUUAGAAAUCUGAUGCCGCGCUUCCAAUCCACCAACAUGGAGCAUCCGCCGGGAUAGAGGAGGAUUCCGGGGGAGGGGGGGGUGUGCCCGGAUGGUCCCACUAGAUUGAUUUUAGGGUUUCUUUUCCUCAGGAGGGUCAACGCACUGUUACGAAAAAUGGAUCACAGGAGAAAAAAAAGUGCUGCUGUUAGUGGAAGUCUCUUCUCUCUCUCCAUGGAGACAGUGUCCCGCUUUUUUACCCAAGGCGGCUUGUGGUGCCAUCUUAUUGGCUUUGCCUUAAAAAUUAAUUCCGGACAGACAUCCUAUAGGUUCAGUUAGCUUAGCACAAAGUCAGGAAGCAAUAUCAAGCCUUUCUGUCCUCCUUGUAGGAUGAGAGGCUGGCAGUUGGUGGUGCCAUCUUUUAUUUUGCCUUAAACUUUAUUCCAUACAAAAAAAUGAAAGGGGGCAUGUCAUCGUACACUACAGGUUCAGUUAAUGUUGCAUAUUUUAGCAUAAAGUCCGCAAGCAUUUAUUUUUGGGGGGUGAGGGAGGGGGUGGUUAAUCCAGGAAGAUUUGUCCUCUUUUAAUUAGUGUACCUUAACCAGAAAAUAGGAGUACAAAUUGCGGCCUAAUUAGCUUGAUGCUAAAUUUUCCAUGUGGCGGUUGUAGCGUAGUUUAGCAUAAAGUCCAGAAACAUGAGAAAACCAGGAGAUAGGAAAGACUGAGGUGCACCCUGCUGCUUGUGGGCUUGACUGUCCUCGCAUUUUUAAUGUCAACGACGCCCAGUAAUGUUCGUGCAUCUUAGCAUCUUUUUUACAAAAUAUUCUAGGAACCCAACAAGGUUAGCAUAGCUUGACGAAAAGUCUGAAUGCAGGACGAAACCAGUAAAUAGGAUGACAAAACGAGGCGUGUUUGACUUGAUGCUAAAGUCGCGGCCCUUUUUUUUAAUGGACCUAUCCAGGCAACCAACCAGGUUAGCAUAUUUUAGCAUGAAAUCAGAGGAAAAUGGGAAAUGAGAUGACAAAGAGCCCUGUUUUGACACUACUGCGUUUGUUUUUUUAUCAUCACUGUCAUCCCAACUCCCAAUUAGGUUAGCGUGUCUUAGCAUCCAGGAAAGGUAAUGUCGGAAAUAGGACAAAAAGCGAUGCUAACUUCCAAUUAGAAAAUGUUUUCCAUGAACAUUUUGUUUUCUGGUGCUGUCUAAUGGCUGGAUCCGCAUGGCUCGAUGUGAACUUCCCGCAGGUAGCAGACUGGCUAGCCGGCUAGCUAACGGGUGCGCGCACAUGGUCGGAGAGAAGAGACGCUGUUCGGAGGACGGAUUAGCAUAUACCUCAUUCCCAGUCCAGCCGCGCUGGAGUUUCCAAUGCUAUUCUCUAUGACAUUGACAGUGAAAUGACUUAGCAUUAAUAUUUGCGCUCAUUUUUUUUCCCAACACUUUGUAGCUUUUCACCCGAUUUGAGCCCAGGAGUCGCUUCCAAGUGUGUUCACAGUGUGAAAUCUUGUACCUCUUUUGUUUCCUCUUCUCACACCUUCUGGACCAGUUUUGUUUGUUUCAUUCUAGAACUUGUACAGAUUUAUGCUUUGUUUUGACUUAUUUAUUCCAUCGGUAGUGCUUGGUUUUUAUCGUCCAAUGGUUUUGUUUCUUAAUAAAACUCUCAAAAUUUUG